UUUUUAUAAUGAUCGACAAAAUAAUAGUACCCGGAAAAUGCAGCAUUUAAUUUAGUUUCUAUCCUGGGACAAAUGGUUGGGGAAUAAAAACAAGAGACCACAGACUGGAAUAAUUGGAAAUGAACAACCAGGAAACAACAGACAGGACAAUACUUGAAUGUCGAGUUUGUGAUGAUGUGUUCCGUUUCCAAGGAGACAAGGUUCCACGGUUGUUGAUGUGUGGCCAUACUGUUUGUCAUCAGUGUCUGACCAGAUUACAAGUUCAUGGCACUUCUAUCCUGUGUCCAUUUGACAGACAGCCCACAGAAAUUGGUGAUUCUGGAGUAUGGGGAUUGAAGAAAAAUUUUGCAUUGCUUGAACUGCUAGAGAAAUUACAGUUUACAACUCAAAAUGCAUCAAAUAUUAAUCUAUUUGCACAACAAAAUUUAGAUAAGGAAAAGGAGUUGGAUAUUCCAUGUGACGAGAAUGAACUUCACACAGCUGUGUUAUACUGUAUGACUUGUAGUACACACUUAUGUGUAGAGUGUGCAGAACUUACACAUUCCACAAGAACAUUAGCUAGACACAAAAGAGUUCCAUUAUCUGAAAAACCAAAAGAGAAUCCAAAAUGUCCAUAUCAUCCAAUGCAUCUAGUAGAAUUUGCUUGUUUAGAAGAAGAUUGCAAAAAUAAUCCUUUGAUGUGCUAUAUAUGUAAAGAUUAUGGUAGACAUGUUAAACAUAGGCAUUCUCUAUUGGACUCUGAGGCAGAGAAUGUAAGAACAUCUAUAACAAAUGCUGUACAGCAAAUCAAAUCCUUUGGUGAAGAAGUUGCUGAUUCAGCAAGAAAAUUGGGUGCUACUAUACAACAGAUAGAGGGUGGUGUACAAUUAUUACAGAGUCCCGAUGGAGUUUCUUCUACACAAAGGGUUCCAGGUACUGCAGAACAGUCAAGGGCAAAAAUUAAACAGUAUUUUUAUGAUUUACGAGAGACAUUAAACAGACAGGAAGUGGCUGCCCUGACAACUGUUGACACACAUAUUCGUGAGAAACUGUGCAUGCUUCGCCAACAACAAGAAGAUAUGGCAAUCUUGUUGUCUCAAAUAUCUGCUGUGUGCCACCAGUGUGAAAUCACAUUGCAACAAGAUGCAGCUAAGAUUCUGUUAGCAAAACAAGACGUGAAGACUUUAUUGGAGACAAUACAGAAACAACAACAACAGUUUUCGGAUGUUCCAGAACAAUUACCAUUAGAUCCUGCUAUACCAAUCACAUUUACAAAGGAUAACCGUGUUCAUAUUGGUCCAAAAAUAGAGAUGAGGGUUGUAACCCUUGGUUUAGAUCAUGCUGGAAAAACUAGUAUCUUAUUUAAAUUAAAACAAAAUGAAUUUAUACAAACUAUUCCAACUAUAGGUUUUAAUGUAGAAACAAUAGAAUAUAAGAAUUUGAAGUUUACAAUUUGGGAUGUUGGAGGACAACAUAAAAUAAGGCCAUUGUGGAAACAUUAUUACUUCAAUACUCAAGCUGUGAUAUAUGUGAUAGACAGUAAUAAUAAAGACCGACUAGCAGAAGCACAAAAUGAACUUGCCAAAUUAGUACAGGAAAAAGAACUGAGAGAAGCUUCAUUGCUUAUUUUUGUUAAUAAACAGGAUAUACAGCCAUGUGUUUCUAUAGAAGAAGUAACAGAAUCGUUUGGACUGUUUAAGUUAUGUUGUAAUCGUAGUUGGCAUAUACAGGCUUGUGAUGCUAAUAGUGGCAAUGGACUAAAGGAUGGAUUAGAAUGGUUAUCUAGACAGAUGGUUGCUGCAGGGGCACCAGAUUUGGCGUAAAACUGGUUCACUGCUGAGAGUAAUGUGUGAUUAUGACAUUUUGAGGGUUUUUACAUUACUCAUUUGUUUAUUAAGCUUUUAUGAAUAUAUUUCAAUUUAACUUGAGAUCUUGCCUUGCAGUGGAUAUAUAUGUCCUUAACAGGAUUUACAGAAUUGUCAUUAUUUAAAACAAGAAAGACAAAGUCAACCUUUAAAGUUCUUUUUUUCUUUUUUAGCCAUGACAUGGUUAGUUGAUUUUUUGAUCUAAAAGUUUGAAUGCCCCUCUGAUAUCUUUUGCCCUUCUUUUUCUUCCUAAGGACAACUUUAUUGAUGAUAGAAAAGGAAGAUAAAACUUUAGUCCCAAAUCAAUUACAAUCUUUCAAUAAGAUCAGGUGUUGAAAUUCAUCAUCGUUAUCAUUCUAUGCAUUACAGUCAGUGUUGUUGUCUGAAACUGGGGUAUCUUGGGUAUCUUGGUCAUCAAAAUGUUCAUCUGAACAAGUUCACUGGCAGUAUUGGUUUUAUUCGACCUUGAAAUGGACACAUAUCAUUUUGAUUGGCUCUUGAUCAGGAUACGGACCAUAGGAUACAAAAUGCACAUAUCAAAUCAUAAUUGAGAUGGACCACAAUGUAAGAAGGUUUUGAUUUAAUUACAUCUUAUGACCAUUGUAAAUAUAAUAUUAAUUUAUAAUAUUGUGUACUAUUAGCUGUAUGAUUUUAGUUAAUUGAGUACUCUUCACUUCUUUUUUCUGUAAAUUUUUUCAAAAAACAUUUCUUGUUUUUAUGGACAAUAUUUAAAUGUGAGCUUCAUUGUAUUUUUGUUUUUGAAUCCAUUUUGAUAUUUACAAGACUUCAUGAGCCUUUUGUUGGUCAAUAGGUAAAACAUGGGUGAAAAGCUGAUAAAAACAAGACUAAUUGUUGGAUGACUCAGGCAAUAUGUCAAAAUAGCUAUUGUGAGAUGAGGUACUUUUGUGGGAAAAUUUAAUGAUUAUAAGUUUUUUGUGGAUUUUUUGUUGUUGAUUUUUUUAAUGGUGAUGUGAACAUGAACUUACCUUGUGUUGUUAUUAUUAUUUGUUAUGUAUUUUGUUAAUAGCAUUUUUAAUGUGUACCUCUAUGAAUGUGCUGCUGUUAUAUGAU
Molecule: messenger RNA, 2915 nt
Organism: Mytilus trossulus (common blue mussel)
Lineage: Eukaryota; Metazoa; Mollusca; Bivalvia; Mytilida; Mytilidae
Product: E3 ubiquitin-protein ligase TRIM23-like
Exons: 10
Coding region: 120-1802 (560 amino acids)
Biological process (GO): intracellular protein transport; vesicle-mediated transport
Cellular component (GO): lysosomal membrane; plasma membrane; cytoplasm
Molecular function (GO): zinc ion binding; GTPase activity; GTP binding
Source: RefSeq, a predicted model, not a curated record